Messenger RNA from Coregonus sp. 'balchen', 6389 nucleotides. The record is from the annotation of a GenBank genome assembly. NCBI's taxonomy places the organism in Eukaryota, Metazoa, Chordata, Actinopteri, Salmoniformes, Salmonidae.
UCACUUCCGUCUUUUCAUCCUCGCCAUUUUGGAUUGACUUGGCUCGGGUUAGUUGGGAACGUUCAAGAGAAGUACUGGUGAUUGUCGGAGUCUAUUGUAACAGUCCAAUUUGCCAUGUAUGCUGUAAAAUAUGCACUAGUAAUCCAUCCCACAUAUUUUGGCUAUUAGCUAGCAAUUCAUGUAACGUAUAUUUUAGAUGGCACAGACAUUCCGCUAGCCAACUAAGCAGCACCACCGGCUUGGCGAGGACGAACAACAACCGCAUCAUUGAGUUUGGAUUCAUUUGUUAGCCAACGAGCUACUGUUACUAGCUAGCAUAUCUCAGCAAACCAUUUGGGCUGCCAGUUUUUGUGUGGUUGGGUACGGAGACAUACCAGGUAAGAUUGGUUGGAGUUGAGGCGUAACAUUUUGUAUAACUACUUAUCUAGCUAGUUACGGCGGCAAGUGAGGCAACUAACGUUAACUACUAGCUAUCAUCGACUAGCUAGUUUGUUCGGCUAGACGUUGGCUAACUACUGCAUGCUAGCCAAUUCGCUUUCUGCUAAACUGACGCCAGCUAACAAGUAAAUUAGCUAACUAGUUAGCAUCUUGUGUAUUUUCUUCACCUCACUCAGUUCAUAAUGACUACUAACAUUAAACAUUUAAGCUAACGUUAGCUAGAUAACCAACCGUUGACAAAGGCUUUAACUAACCAUCGGAGAUCUAAGAAACGUUAGCUAAGUUUGCUAACGCGUUAGGCCCAUAAAUUAAGAGCAAAAAGCGAAUCUAAGGUUAGUCAUAAGGUUAGCAAUGUGGUAACAUUUUCUAAGAUAAAUUGUAGAAAUGGGCGGAGUUCAUGAUUGUGGCAAGUAGUGACGGCCCAUAGCUACAUAAAGACGUUUCAACUGUACAGGAAGCAAAUAGAUAAAUAAUGUUGUGCCAGAACUGAAGUCCCAUCACUUCUGUGCCAAUCAAUUGUUUGAUUUAGCUAUGAUCUUCGAAUGCAAAUAAUCUUAAAACGUUAUUGCCAAGUACCUCAACUCCACGAUGAUUUAAUCUACUGAGUUGAGUGUAGACUAGCAUUUUUUUUUACAUUACCCUCGAACUCAUUCGACUCGCUAUGCAGUCGAUACUUAAAACAUUUACAUUCUGAAACCCUUACCGUUUACCAAUGUUUGUCCUCUGCGUGCAUUUGUUUGCUGAAAUCCAUACUUUUUAAUUAAGCAUUAAUCAAAUAGUUACAACCACCGACUGUUUCUUAAUUGGUAGAGCAUGGCGCUUGUAACGCCAUGGUAGUGGGUUCGAUCCCAGGGACCACCCAUACCAAAAAUAAAAUUUAAAAAAAGUAUGCACGCAUGACUAAGUCGCUUUGGAUAAAAGCGUCUGCUAAAUGGCAUAUUAUUAUUAUAAUUGCUGUUGCUCUAAGAUGACAAUUCAGCGCCAAUGCGCAUGUUCCAAUUGAAUUUCAACAAGGAAACUGUUGUAUUUGAUUAACGUUUUAUAAAAAAAAAAGUUUCAGCAAACAGACAGGCAACAUCAGAUAAUAAACUGGUACAAGGUAACAUGCUGACCAUACCGGGCGCGAUCGUUGCAGGUUGAAAUAUCAAAACGAACUCUGAACCAACUAUAUUAACUUGGGGACAGGUUGAAAAGCAUUAAACAUUUAUGGCAAUUUAGCUAGCUUGCUGUUGCUAGCUAAUUUGUCCUGAGAUAUAAACAUUGGGUUGUUAUUUUACCUGAAAGGCACAAGGUCCUCUACACCAACAAUUAAUCCACAGAUAAAAUGGUAAACCAAGUUCAGGCUUCUUAUUCUUUGGACUUUAUAUGUCGGUUGGCAACCAACUUUAAGAUGCAUUACCACCACCAACUGGACUGGAGUGUGGACCUCAGUUCAUCUUUCAAUCACCCACAUGGGUAUAUGCUCCUAAAAACCAAUGAGGAGAUGGGAGAGGCAGGACUUGCGCGACCAAGUUCUAUUUUAGCGCCUGGCCACGCAGACGCGCAAGCCGUGUGGGUGCAAUGAUUGAAUAACGUGUACAUUUAUUUUGCCACGCUCGCGACGCGUCCGUUCUGGUCAGCAUGUAUAAUAGAACUUGGUUCUAUUUGUGAUACUCGAUGCCCUGCAAGUCCUGCCUCUCCCAUCUCCUCAUUGGUUUUUAGGAGCAUAUACCAACGUGGGGGAUUGAAAGAUGAACUGAGGUCCACACUCCAGUCUAGUUGGUGGUUGUAAUGCAUCUUAAAGUUGGUUGCCAACCGACAUUUAAAGUCAGAAGAAGCCUGAAGGAAUUCUGAACUUGGUUUACCGUUUUCUCUGUGGAUUAAUUGUUGGAGUAGAUGACCUUGUGCAUUUCAGGUCAAAUAACAACCCAAUGUUUAUAUCCCAGGACAAAUUAGCUAGCAACAGCAAGCUAGCUAGCUAAAUUGCCAUAAAUGUUUAAUGCUUUUCGACCUGUCCCCAAGUUAAUAUAGUUGGUUCAGAGUUCGUUUUGAUAUUUCAACCUGCAUGUCCUGAUCGUGUCUGGUGUGGGAGGAAAAAAUCAACAUGCGCGCAAUGGCGGUCUGGUCAGCAUGUAAGGGUUUAAGAAUACAUUUUUUAAAAAGUAAUGACUGCAUAGCGACUCGGAGUCAAGAGGUUCAUUAAAAAAACUAGUCUGAGCUCAACUCUGUGGAUAAAAUCACCAUGGAGAUGUGGUACUUGGCUAACUUUGCGUAUGAGCAGGCCAUAUAGGUUUGACAUGAGUAGUAAUAUAAUUCUCCCUGAUUUAUUCUUCUUGCAGUCUGGAAAGAUGUAUCAACUCCCUGUGAACAACCUCACUAGGAUACGAAGAGCAAGGAAACAGGUGAAGGCAGCACUUAGUGACAUUGGACUGGAGUACUGUAAGGAGCAAGCGGAGGUGAGCUUAAAUGUUUAUUUUUCAUAGCUUUUACCUAUCACUAAGGUUUUAGUAUAGGUGUGUCUGUGCCUUCCGUGAGUGUUUCACUCAUAUUUUUGUAGUCACUUGUGCUCCCGAAAAAAUUGUGGUUGUAGAAAUGAAUAGGCAUAUAAUCCAAUUUGACACGAUCCAGCAUACAGUACUGUGAUUUCUGAUCAGAAUCCUUGUCUCUCUCACAUAGGACCUCAAAGAAUUUUGCCCAGAUGAGAACUAUGUGAAGAAUACUGUCUGCCUGGAACUUUGUUCAUGGGAUCCGUCAUUCUCAAAAACACAGGUAAAUCACUCACACUAGACAAUGGACAAGAUUGUUCAUUAAAUUACCCCUUAUUCUGGGGCUUGUAAUGAUUAUAGUGCUUCAUCUUUGUUUGUCACAAUCAUAAAUAAAACUAGUUUUGGAUGAAGGAGCAACCAUUUCAAUUUUCUAAAUGUUGUGAUUACAAAGUUAGAAAAAUGAAAACAACAUUUUUAGGUGCAGUGUCACAUUUUCAAACUCUCCUGUUUAUUUGUGUGUGUUUUACAGGAGUACCGGUCAAAACCUUUCUGCUGCACAGAGUGCAACUUCUCUUCCAAGUACUACUCGGGCUACAAGAACCACUUCCGAAAUGUCCACAGGCACAACUUUGAGAACCGCAUCCUGCUCAACUGCCCUUACUGCACCUUCACUGCGAGCAAGAAGACUAUGGAAACGCAUGUCAAGGUCUUCCACAUAUCUAGUGUGGCACGUCAGGGUCUAGGGGGCUACCAGGGGGCUGCUGUGGGGGCAAAUAACAAGGUGGAGAAGGCAAUGUACUAUUGCAAGAAGUGUAACUACCGUGACCCUCUGUACAAUGUUGUGCGAAGGCACAUCUACAGGGAGCACUUCCAGCAUGUGGUCUCACCCUAUGUUGCCAUGGUCUCAGGAACAUCAGUCAAAAAUGGAGCCAAUGCUGUCACCGGCAACAACAUCCUCUGUAAGCGCUGUCAGUUCUCUACCCGUAGCUAUGAGGCCCUAGUGCAGCAUGUCAUUGAAUAUCAUGAGCGCAUUGGCUCUCAGGUGACAACCAUGAUUGGACAUGCUAAUGUUGUGGUGUCCAGACCGCAAAGCUAUGGGAUGGCCCAGAAGGGCUCUGCGAUGACCGGGGGUCGUACCCUGACAUCUGAACAGGUUAGCCAUAUGGUGGGGGUCCAUCUAAAGCAAGGGCCUACUGGACUAAAGAAUAUGACAAGUCAGUCCUCUAUUGCUGGCCAGCGUUUGACCAUUCCUGGCAAUGGUGGUUUGGGAGAAGGUGCUAAUGCUAGUCUUACAUCCCAAACACAGAAGUGGAAAAUGUGCACGGUCUGCAAUGAGCUCUUCCCUGAAAACCUGUACAGUGCUCAUUUUGAGAAGGCACACAAGGCUAAGAAGGUAUGGGCAAUUGCCAAGUAUAUCAUGAAGAUCCACAACUUCACCAGUAAGUGUUUGCUUUGCAACCGAUAUCUGCCCAGUGACACAUUGCUUAACCACAUGCUGAUCCAUGGGCUCACCUGCCCACAGUGUCAUGCCAGCUUCAAUAAUGUGGAGAAAAUGCUAGAUCAUAUGGGGCAGGCUCAUCCAGAUGACUUUGUUGGUCCUCCAGCCGCCUCCCCGCUUACCUUUGACCUCACGAUUGGGCAGGCUAAGAACAAGAUCAUACAGCUUACUGUUAUAACCUAUAACAUGAAGGAACCUGUAGCUGCUCAGGAGCAGUCUAUGGCUUCCCAUGCCCAGAACAGCUUCCACGCUCCAGAGAAGAGUCUGCCUUCAAAGAUGCCAGUGAAUAAGAAUGACAUGCUUGCCAGAAGUCAAGCCACUGUAUCUGGCAGCAAUGAGGUUGGCAAGACCCUAUGCCCACUGUGUUUCACCAUCCUCAAGGGUCCUAUAUCUGAUGCCUUGUCACAGCAUCUGAGGGAACGACACCAAGUGCUUCAGACGAUGCACCCUGUGGAAAAGAAGAUGACGUACAAGUGCAUCCACUGUUUGGGUGUCUACACCAGCAACAUGGUGGCCUCCACGAUCACUCUGCACCUUGUGCAGUGCCGAGCUGUGGGCAGGGCCCAAAAGGACCCGGGACCAAAGUCUGCCUUGACACUCAACUCUUCUGGUGCAGGGUUCUUAAAGCGUCAGCUACCCACCCAACCCAUGUCUGGCUCCAAGAGGAUGAAGAUGAACAAUGAUGUUGUAUAUUCCCCCAUGAAUAUGGACAAGCCAGGGGAGGCUGUGGAUCUAGUGUUGGACCCCAGGAACUAUGAGCACAAGACUUAUGAAGCACGAAAAACCUUCCUCACGGCCUAUUUCAAUCGUCGCCCCUAUUUAACUUCACAGGAAGAAGAGAAGCUGUCUGCAAGCCUGUGGCUCUGGAAGUCCGACAUUGCCAGUCACUUCGCUAAUCGACGGAGGUCAUGUGAGGGAGACUGUGAGACCAGGAAAUUGAAAGUGCUACUUGGCUUUGACAUGCAGGCACUCAAGGGACUGAAGCAUGACAUGGACUUUGAAGAGAAAACCAAGCUCCCCAUCACCUCAGUGGAGAAGGCCUUUAAGUCUAGGCCGGCACUUAACACAGACCAAAGCAAGCAAUGCGAGACAAUUAACUGUACCCUCAAGGUAAGUACUUACACAGAACCCAUAUCUAUUGACUCGUCUGAUAGUGAGUCAGAACCAGAGGACUGUUCCAUUGAGAAUGGGCAAGUUGACACACCAAAAUCUGUGGAUGUCACAUCUUAAGGGAAAUCAAACCUGCCAGAAGAGAGAUCUCCAAGCAUUGAGGGGCCUAAAAUAGAGGAGAUGGGCACUUAUCAAGAUGGGAGAUCAAAAGCCUGAAUUACCUUCUGUUAGUCUACUACAGACUCUAGGCCUAAAUAAGGUGCCUUGGUUUGGUAACAUGAUCCAUCAAAAUGAGAGCAGCCUAAAAGACCUGCGGUACAGGGGAAGUAUAAGGAGGGUUUGGUGCAGGUAAUCCUUACACUCCGCAGUUCUUCGGUUAUAGGAAAGUCUGGGAAGGUAGGCGAGACUGACAAGACAAAUUAAGACUUCAUAAAGUCAGUGGGAUGCUCAGUUUAAGUAAUGAAAAAUGACUAAUUCAUAAAUUCUGAACUAUACAAGUAUAGAAACAAACUGUUAUAACUUCUGUCUCCAGAUAAAGGUAUGCUGAAAUGGUGCAAAAGAAAAUGUAUGGUGUCUGUAACUAAUAUUGGUGGUAACAUUGUACAUAUUUAGUAGGCCUACAUUACAUUAUGCAUACAUUUAGACUGUCUGUCAGUUUUAAGUGAAAUUCAAAAACGUUCACUUCAUAUAGGCAUAUGAAUUGUCCUCCCAUAUGAUGUAUUGUCAUUUCAAUUUUAGAGAUAGCAGGGUAACAUGUAUACAUACAUAUGUUAACUUUUGUUUAAAUAAAGAAAUUGGUUUAAUAAAGCUUUUUUCAAAGAACCUUCAUUCGACUAACUCCAUUAUACAAAUAUACUCCAUUGUAAUAAAACAAUAUA